Colletotrichum destructivum is the source of this 240-nucleotide messenger RNA. RefSeq lists its product as uncharacterized. The record is from RefSeq and is a predicted model, not a curated record. Lineage: Eukaryota; Fungi; Ascomycota; Sordariomycetes; Glomerellales; Glomerellaceae. Bases 1 to 240 code for a protein of 79 amino acids. The transcript has a single exon.
AUGGGAGAGUGCCAAGUGUUCUGUGUCUCGGACCAGGCAAGCCUGUUAUCUCUACUCGCCAGUCCAGAUCAGGAAAUUGGUUAUGCCGCCGCCAAGGGCCCUAGAUUGCCGUGCAGACUGCCUAUGCGUGCAACCCAAGGCGCAACGGGGGUUCCGCCAAAGGACCGUCUCAUGGCUUGGCUGCCUUCGGUUGACGCUUCUCGCUGUUCCAUGCCAUGGCUUCACGUUGACAACUGGUGA